UGCGGGGUGAGAGUUGCUUGCUGACGAUUUUGUAGGGAUGGGGAUGGGGAUCCAACUACGCCACAACGCCAGACGGAGUACUUCGACUACCUCGUCGUCGCGUCGGGGUACUUUGCGCGGCCGUUUAUACCGGAUAUCCCUGGGUUGACGGGGGUGUUUGCGGAGGAGAGGGCGGUGCAUAGUUCUGCGGUGCAGGAGAUAGAUGAUCUGCGGGCUUUGUUGGAGCGUGUUCGGGUUGGGACAUCUGGUGAUGAUGGUGCUGCUGCUGGGGGGAAGCUGGUCGUCGUCGGGGGCAGCAUGUCCGGCGUGGAGACUGCGUCGGCGGUGGCGUUGCACCUCUCUUCCAUGAACCCUGAGCCUGGGCAGCUCGAAGUCCAUCACAUCUGCUCGCGUCCGUUCUGGACGGUUCCGACCUAUUUACCCAAGCCAACCCCGGACCAAGCACCCGGAACUCCUGUGAAUUUCCUCCCCCUCGACCUCGUCUUCUACGACCGCGCCCGCCGCCCCCCGGGCCCAAUCGAGUACGCAGUUGGCCCGCUCUCUCCGGACCAGAUCUCUAGAUCGAACGCCUGGUUCGGCCAGUUGCUGGGCAGCGAGUACGCUCGGAUCGGGAGCUUUGGCAUCUCGACGGAAAUGCAACCCUCGUGGGUGGCCAUCGGCAACGACUACGCGGAAUACGUGCGCGCCGGUGCGGUGAAAGUCACCAUCGGCCGCGUCGCCCACCUGACCCCCACCCCCUCGAACAAUCGCGCCGGUCUAGAGAUCACGCUGCCGAACGGCGAGACCAGCGUCCUGGAAGAUGUCGCCGCCAUCAUCCUCGCCACGGGCUUCACGCCCAGCGACUCGCUCGCCUUCCUCCCGCCCUCCGUCCUCUCUACCCUUGAAUACUCCCCCGACGACGCAUUCGUCCCCCUCAUCCUCAACAACAAGGGCACCUCACACUCCGAAAUUCCGGACCUGGGGUUCGUGGGCUUCUACCGCGGUCCCUACUGGGGGGUCAUGGAGAUGCAAGCGCGGAGUCUGGCCGCGCGCUGGAGUACAUCGCCAGCGGAGCAUCCAGCACCAGACCGCUCCCCUGCCCUUGCUGAUGAUGAAACCGGGAAGGAAACCGAACGAGAACGAGAGAAACUGCGCCGCCUCCGCAACCAAACCAGGCAACGGAGCCAGUUCCCCAUGGGCGACUACGUCGGCCUCAUGGAGGCCUUCGCCAGGGAGCUGGGGAUUUCUCGGCUGCCUGUCCUAAACCCAAGCCGAAACCCAGACCCAGACCUUGACUCAGACGCAGACCAGCCGAACACGCUGCUUGACCCCGUUAUACCGGCUAGAUACCCCUAUCCCUAUCCCUCAGCAUCCUCUCCACCCCCCGAUGACCCCACAAAGACCCUAACCUCCCUAGCCACCACCCUCUCCCCGACCCCUCGCACAGCAACAGCAACAGCAACAGCCAUCUUCCGAGCCCUACACGGCGCGUGGCACUUCUCCCGCACGACAACAUCAACAAUCCCAGAGCGAGAGUCCUCUGCUCCGAUAUCAGAACAAUCAGAUAACAAGACAGUCCGAACGACAACCGGAUCCGCGACCUUCAAACCCCGCUACGUCACCCGGCCCGGGUGCGGGUACGAGCGCGAGUAUCUUUACACGGAGACUGAAUCCCAGGAUGCACCCCAGGAUGAACCCCGGUCUCAACCCCAAACUCAACUCCCGCGACCAGAUUCCACAGAGCCAUCACGCAGGAGCAGUAUCAUCCUAGAGGACAGGAUAAAGCGGGGAGUGUAUCGCCUUCUCGGCGAUGGAGUAGGGUCUGCAUUCGUGGACCGCAAGCGGAGCGGAUGGAUCCAUGUUUGGGAUGGUGAUGCCGAGGCUCGUGCUGGGGGUGAUGGAAAUACACCUCCGGUGGAGCGGUUCUCGCAUGGGAUACAAAUCUCGCAGGCGAGGUUGAUUGUUGCGGGGUUUGAUGGUGGACUUGGUCAGAAGGAAGUAGGUGGGAAAGAUAGUGGGCAUAGGUGGUAUCGUGUCUGUGGCACUGGGGAGAAUAGUGAUGGUGCUACGUGGGAAUAUGAGUUCCAUCUGGAGGGGGUCUCUGUUGUACGGUGGGAGUGUGUGAGCGAGACAGCGCGAUUGUCUGGUCGAAGGAUUACGAGGACGGUGUAUAUACGCUGAAGGAGUGAGAUAUCAUGAGCACUCUUGGAUCACUCUACGUCAAUUGAGCACUAUGGCA
Molecule: messenger RNA, 2218 nt
Organism: Aspergillus uvarum CBS 121591
Lineage: Eukaryota; Fungi; Ascomycota; Eurotiomycetes; Eurotiales; Aspergillaceae
Exons: 1
Coding region: 298-2160 (620 amino acids)
Source: RefSeq, a predicted model, not a curated record